AUGGGCUGCAAUUUGUGCACUUUGCAAAAGAGAGAGGAACACUACAAACUACUCUAUGAAAUUGCACAGGUGAAUGGGAAGGACUUGUCCAGGGCAAGUCAUGAGGAGGCGGUGGAGGCCUUCCGCAGUGCCAAGGAACCUAUCGUGGUGCAGGUUUUACGACGGAACCCCAUACCCCGUGGUCAUGGGUCACCUCAGGAAGUCCACCUGGUGGACGUGUGUACACAGACGGACAUCACCUUCGAGCACAUUAUGGCCCUUGCGAAGCUGCGGCCGUCAACCCCGCCGGUCCCAGAUAUCUGCCCGUUCUCCCUGUCUGACAGUUGUCACUCACUCCACACCAUGGAGCAGGAGUACUAUGAGGGCACAGAAUACCUCUCCAAUAUGGGCGCAGAGGCCGAGAGAACAGAUGAGUUUGAGUAUGAGGAGGUGGAGCUGUGUCGGCUGAAUAGUCAGGAGAAACUAGGCCUCACUCUUUGCUACAGGACAGAUGACGAGGAUGACAUUGCCAUCUAUGUCAGUGAGGUGGGACCAAAUAGCAUCGCAGCCAGAGACGGACGAAUCCGAGAGGGCGAUCGCAUUUUACAGAUAAACGGACAGGACGUGCAAGACAGGGAGGAGGCUGUGGCUUUGCUUUCCAGUGAAGACUGCAGAAAUAUUGUACUGCUUGUUGCCCGACCAGAGAUGCAGUUGGAGGAGGCAUGGUUGGAUGAUGAGCACAAUGAGUUUCUUGAGGAGCUGAAGAUGGAGAUGCUGGAAGAACAAAGGAGAGAGGAGGAGGAAAUGGAGAGAGCUGCUAAACUAGAGGAGCAGGCAAGAAGAAAGGCUGAUGAUGACAUCACCAUAGACACAGCUACAUGUUCUUCCAACAACCAGAGCAGUAGCAAUGAAACGGGCCAUAAGAAUGAAAGUCUGUGCAAUGGAGGUGCAAACACAGAGCAGGACAUGCUGGCUCACAUCCAGAGGAGACUCUCUCAGUGCCUCCGUGAGAGGAGAGAGGCUGCUGGCUAUAGCCAGGACACUCAGUGUAGAAGGGGUUCAGGAUCGAGCAGGUGCCCUGUCGAAGGGCUUGAGGGAAUGGCUGAGGGUGACCGCUUCAAACAGCUGCUCGAGCUAAAGUGCCAGAUUAGGAACAGUGGAGAAUAUGACUUGUUCUACAGUCGCAGCAGCACCAUCGAGUGCAGCCUGACGGAGCAGGGUGGUGUGGAGCGUGAGCUGCGCAUGCUUAAUGAAGAACUUCGUAGCAUAGAGCUUGAGUGCCAGAACAUCAUGCAGGCCCAUCAGCUCCGCAAGCGAGACCAGCAGCAGAAAGAAUCAUCCACUUCCACCAAGGAGAAGAGCUAUCAGAGCCCUCGUCACCAGCAACACCAUAAGGGAGGUAAGCUGGCAGACAUCAAUGAGCACCCAGAGAAGUCAGACAAGGACAGCUCAAGCGCCUACAACACUGCUGAAAGCUCAAGAAGCACACCGUUAGCUAUGGACCGCUCACCUGAGCAUUCUCUGCAGAGAAUGGUCAGCUUGACCAACCAGAGGAACCUUGUUGCAGGCCGAGCAUGGUCACCCCAAACCCCAGUAAGAAGAGCCCCUAGUGGGAGCCCUGACCACAGCAACCCCUCAGAGUCAGACCAGACACCCCCGGCUGAGGAUGAGAGUUCUCCAGGGGGGCGAGGAGAAGUGGCAACAACUUCACGGGCCUCUCGGAUCCCUUACCUCUCACCGCGGCACACCUCUUCGCAACGCCACGUGGAUAUCCCGGCGCAUGCGCGUCACUACCAGAGCUACAUGCACCUCAUCCAGCAGCGCUCUGCAGUCGAGUACGCUCAGAGUCAGCUAAGCCUGCUGGGAGUUAGCAGUUCUCAACCUCAGCCCCCCAUUGAGCCUAAACUGGAAUGGAAGGUGAAAGUGCGCAGCGAUGGCACGCGAUAUAUCACUAAGCGCCCAGUAAGAGACAGGCUGUUACGGGAACGUGCGCUCAAGAUCAAGGAGGAACGCAGUGGUGGUAUGACCACUGACGAUGACGCAAUGAGUGAGAUGAAAAUGGGCCGUUACUGGAGCAAGGAGGAACGCAAACAGCAGCUGCUCCGCGCCAAAGAGCAGCGCAGACGCCGGGAGUUCAUGCAGCGUAGUCGACUGGAGAGCCUGCGGGAGUGCCCACAGAGUAGCAGCGAGGGCCGCAAAGAGGUCAGCAUUAUUGAGCUUAGCCACAGGAAGAUGAUGAAGAAACGAAACAAGAAAAUCUUGGACAACUGGAUGACCAUCCAAGAGCUGAUGACCCAUGGUGCAAAAGCACCUGAGGGAUCAAAGGUCCACAAUGCUUUUCUCUCUGUCACUACUGUAUAG
Molecule: messenger RNA, 2340 nt
Organism: Chanos chanos (milkfish)
Lineage: Eukaryota; Metazoa; Chordata; Actinopteri; Gonorynchiformes; Chanidae
Product: PDZ domain-containing RING finger protein 4
Exons: 8
Coding region: 1-2340 (779 amino acids)
Molecular function (GO): protein binding
Source: RefSeq, a predicted model, not a curated record